AUGCUUCGACUAUUCGACCCCUCGGGUGUACGUCAAGAUGAUGGGAACGAGUUUCUGGUGUAUGCUGCCCUCGUCACAGCUGCCAUUGAUUCUGAGAAUGACGAUGGUCGGGCAAUGGAUUCUAGGCUCAUUUGCUCUUGCCCUCCAGGAAGUCGCUCCAAAGGCUCGCGGUAUCUCCCCACAAGCCUCACCUCGUUACGAAUCCCACAGUAG
This is a messenger RNA of Coprinopsis cinerea okayama7#130, 213 nucleotides long. RefSeq lists its product as hypothetical. The coding region runs from base 1 to 213 and encodes 70 amino acids. The transcript has 3 exons. Lineage: Eukaryota; Fungi; Basidiomycota; Agaricomycetes; Agaricales; Psathyrellaceae. The record is from RefSeq and is a predicted model, not a curated record.